Ambispora leptoticha is the source of this 396-nucleotide messenger RNA. NCBI's taxonomy places the organism in Eukaryota, Fungi, Glomeromycota, Glomeromycetes, Archaeosporales, Ambisporaceae. The record is from the annotation of a GenBank genome assembly.
AUGACCUCUUUGAUUGAAAAUCAAUGUCUGAUACGAGCAUGGUUAAACGUUUUUAAUGAUCCUUUCACUUCGGAUGCCACAUUUUACUUACCAUCUAACGGGGAUAAGUUGGCUUCUUCUGACUUAUCCGAUUCGGAGAAUUCAAAUUCCAGUUUAGAAUUCAAAUAUGACUUUGAAGUUAUUAUUGAGGACAUUGAUCCAUUAUAUUUUUAUCUUGCAUUGUUAUUUUUAUACACGGGAAACCUCAAGUAUCAAAUGGAAAAGGAAGUAAUGAAAUAUGUGGUCGAAAACUUUAGUGAUGUAUUCAAAUCAUCAGGAUACCAAGAAUUCUGCGAGAAUCCUAACGCUUGUCCGUCAUUUCAUGAGCUUAACACAGAAAUUUUAUUAAUUUCAUGA